Molecule: messenger RNA, 1244 nt
Organism: Cucurbitaria berberidis CBS 394.84
Lineage: Eukaryota; Fungi; Ascomycota; Dothideomycetes; Pleosporales; Cucurbitariaceae
Product: eukaryotic translation initiation factor-like protein 3 subunit G
Exons: 3
Coding region: 160-1011 (283 amino acids)
Cellular component (GO): cytoplasm; eukaryotic translation initiation factor 3 complex
Molecular function (GO): RNA binding; translation initiation factor activity
Source: RefSeq, a predicted model, not a curated record
AGACAGUACCGGAAAGUAGAGGGUGAGACGCAGCAAUUCACUAGCGCGAAGUCUUGGCACUCGCACACUCUGAAUUGCCCCACUCCGUCCGCGACAGACCACCCACUACACAAAACCACAACGACCUCUAGACAGACCAGCACAUACACAACCGCUAACAUGUCCCGAGUAGCAGGCCGCACCGACUGGGCCGACGAAGGAGACGACGACCUCGAUGUCGCCCUCCCCCAGCAAACCAUCACAAAGAACAAGGACGGAACCGAGACCAUCGUAUCAUACCGCAUCGGCGAAGACGGAAAGAAGUACAAGACCACGCGCCGGAUAAAGAAGACGGUCGUCAAGCAAAUCGUCAACCCGCGCGUCGCAGAGCGAAAAUCGUGGGCAAAAUUCGGCCAGGAGAAAGGCAAGCCCGCCGGCCCACAACACGACACCGUCUCCGUCGCCGAAAACAUUUCCUUCCGACCCGUCUCCAACUGGAAGGCUAGUACAGAGGACAAGGGCGAUGAGGCCAAGAAGAAGGCCGAGUUGAAGAAUGCCAAGAUCAAGUGCCGUAUCUGUCAAGGCGACCAUUUCACGACAAAGUGUCCGUUCAAAGACACCAUGGCGCCCGAGGGCGACGUCGCGCCCGCAGACAUGCCAGAUGACGCACCAGGCGGCGGUCCUGGUGGCAGCCUUGGCACCGGGUCAGGAGGCUACGUACCACCGCAUCUGCGAGGACGCGGAGGUGCCGGUGAGAAGAUGGGCGGCAAGUUCGAUCGCGACGACAGCGCUACAUUGCGUGUUACCAACGUCAGUGAGAUGGCCGAAGAGCAGGACCUGCGCGAUAUGUUCAGCCGGUACGGGCACGUUACCCGAGUGUUCCUGGCAAAGGACAGGGAAACUGGUUUGGCAAAGGGCUUUGCGUUUGUCAGCUAUGCUGAUCGGACGGAUGCCGCAAAGGCGUGCGAGAAGAUGGAUGGAUACGGCUUCGGGCAUCUUAUCCUGCGCGUCGAGUUUGCUAAGAAGGCUUAGAAGGCGGCUUAGAUGGCGAUGCAUUCUGGGGCGUUCAGGUCAUGACAAACUGGGAUCUGUCAAACGAGCAAAUGAACGAGACCUUUUCGUUGACGGUAGCCAUCACUUAUGGGUGUGACUAAUAAAUAGUUCACAAGAUGGACAAAGCUUCGAUUUUGCAAAUAGGGUUAAGAAUGAUGAAUGAAUCAAGACCACCGCCCACCAGCAAGUGCUGUCAAGCAUGUCCAAUAAUG